AUGCCCUUAUCCCCCGAACCCUUCCCCGUCACAAUCCCAUCACAGCGCUCGGCCAAAGACCCAGAUCUCAUCUCCAGCCUCCGCCAAUCCAUCUCCGCACUCGCGAACCAACCCCACACCCCCAUCGCGCAACACGACGUCGAAAUCGCCAUCGUCGCCGCCUUCAUCUACAACCUCCUCCGCAGAGGCGGCGAUGAGAACGACUUGGCGCUUUUGAUCACGGAGCUGAACCAGGUGGGGGAAGAGAUUGAGGGGAAGUUGAGGGCGAUUAGGGGUGGGUUGGGGUGA
This is a messenger RNA of Letharia columbiana, 288 nucleotides long. RefSeq lists its product as uncharacterized. Bases 1 to 288 code for a protein of 95 amino acids. The transcript has 2 exons. Lineage: Eukaryota; Fungi; Ascomycota; Lecanoromycetes; Lecanorales; Parmeliaceae. The record is from RefSeq and is a predicted model, not a curated record.